Vespa crabro (European hornet) is the source of this 2270-nucleotide messenger RNA. It is a transcript of the gene Nup50, whose product is annotated as nuclear pore complex protein Nup50. Gene Ontology annotation, biological process: protein import into nucleus. The transcript has 5 exons. NCBI's taxonomy places the organism in Eukaryota, Metazoa, Arthropoda, Insecta, Hymenoptera, Vespidae. Gene Ontology annotation, cellular component: nuclear pore. The record is from RefSeq and is a predicted model, not a curated record. The coding region runs from base 169 to 1701 and encodes 510 amino acids.
UGGUAUCUUAUGAUUGUAGAUCCCGGACAAAUUUGCUCACAGACACAAAGUAUCAGUGUGUAGUGAAUUAAUAUAAAUGUUGGAAUGCUCUGAAUAUUUUAACUAUAUUUGUCUUAUAAAUCCUUAUUGAUUGUUAUAUUUGAUUUUUUAUAAUAUUACAAACUAUAAAUGGCUACUAAACGUACGGCAACUACAGAUUUAAAUCAUGAUAAUUGGAAUGAAGAAAACGAACCUGAAGAUGCAGGAACAUUUACGAAGGCAUCUGACGAAAUUCUUCAGAAAAGAGUAAUUAAAGCUGCUAGGCGUAGGUUGAUUCCUAAAGAUGAAACAAGCAAAAAUGCAUUUGGUGGAUUUACAGGUUUCAACACCGCAACUACAAGUUCAUCUCCGUUUAAUUUCUUAGCAUCUACAAGUACUACUUUUCAAUCAUCAUCUUCAUCGGCGUCAAAUACGAGUAGCGGACUUAAUAAAAGUUCAGAAAAUGGAACAAGUAAAAUAGAAAAUGUCCAACAAGUCAAACCAUCAUUAACUGAAACGAUAACUGAAAAUGAGCAAGGAAAUGACAAAGUUCCUAAAAAAUCUUCAGAAUACUUUGCGCAAUUAAAGGGAUUAAAUGAAAGUGUUGCACAGUGGAUUAAAACACAUGUGGAUUCAAAUCCAUUUUGUAUUUUAACACCUAUAUUUAAAGAUUAUGCAAAUUACUUAAGUGAAAUAGAAUUAAAAUAUGGGAACGAAUCUAAGAAACCAAAACACGAUGAACAAACUUCAUCUGGAAUGGACAAUACCAAGGAAAAUAACAGCAAAGAUAGUAGUAAUAAAAAUGAAAAUGAUAGUACUAAUGAAGUUACAAGUAUAAAAACUUAUUCUGGAGUAUCAGAUUGGAAACCAGAAAAGUCAAUCUUUGGAAAUGUUAAUGUUAAUGCUAAAUCAUUAUUUGGUAAUACAGACCAAAAAUCAGAUACUCCAAAAUCUAUUUUCAAUAACGCAGAGCAAUUUACCAAUAUACAGAAACCAAUUUUUGGUAAUGUAGAGGCAAAGACAUCUAAUAAAAAUAUAUUUGACAAACCAAAUUCUGACAGAAACCCACAGUUGACUAAGCCAACUUCAGGUUCAGAUAUUAAAGAUGAUAAUGAAUCAAAAUCUGAUAAAAUCGGCAGCGGUCUUACAUUUGCAUCCUCUAAUAUAACUACUUUUAGUUUUGGUCAAAGUUCUACACUUACUAGCCCAUCAGCUGGUUUUAGUUUUGGAAAUACAAAACCAUUCUCAUUUGGUGCUCAAGUCGUAAAAUCACAAGAUAAUGAAGACAAAUCUGAAAAUCAAUCUAAAGAUGAUGAUGCUGAGGAACCUCCAAAACCAGACUUUAAACCAGUUACAGAAGAAGGAGCAAUCUAUGAACAAAGAUGUAAGGUGUUUAUUAAAAAAGAUGGCGCUUUUAGUGAUAGAGGAAUAGGAACAUUGUUUUUGAAACCAACACCGAACGGAAAAACACAGUUAAUAGUACGAGCAGAAAAUUCAUUGGGAAAUUUAUUGCUGAAUACUUUAUUAACUGAAAGUAUUCCUACACAACGAAUGAAUAAAAAUACCAUAAUGUUGGUGUGUUUGCCAGAUUCUCAACCUCCACCUACACCAGUUUUGUUGAGAGUGAAAACUAUUGAAGAUGCAGAUAUUUUACUAGAAACUUUAAAUAAACAUAAAAAAUAAAUUACAAAUAAAAUAUCUAGGUACUGUAUUUGACAAUGAAGGAAGCAUAAUAAAAUAACUAAGAAAAGAGUAAAUAGUAUGUUGCAACAAAUUUAAUAUCAUAGGUAAAAAUUUUUAAAUUAGAACAUAAAUGUGUUAAUUGUUGCAUCAUCUUAUACUCUUACAGUGUUAUGCUAUUACUUUUAUUAAGUUAAGAUGCCAUUAUCAAGUACUCGUAUGAUUAUGUAUAAAAGUUUUAAAAUAAGAUCAAUGUGUGUGCAACGUUCUUCAUUAGAUAAAUAUUAUAUUGUAUAUUUGAAAAUCAUCCUGUUAACACAGGAUAAUAUUUGUACUAUAUUUGAUAUUUGGUAUGACUUUAACAGUAAACUUGUUUUGUCCAGAAAGAAUAAUGAAAAGGUCUUUAAAAAUUGUAACGGCAUUUGCAAUUAAUUUUUCAAUUUGUAAAAGAGAAAUAACAAAAUUACAUUAUUAAAAAAUGGUAUAUAUCAUUAAAAAAUUAAGUAUUCCUAAAAAUACUCUAUUUUUUUUCAUUUAUCAAUCAUUGUUUAGUUUCCAUUACUUAAACUUUA